Letharia columbiana is the source of this 2142-nucleotide messenger RNA. RefSeq lists its product as uncharacterized. The record is from RefSeq and is a predicted model, not a curated record. The transcript has a single exon. Lineage: Eukaryota; Fungi; Ascomycota; Lecanoromycetes; Lecanorales; Parmeliaceae. Bases 1 to 2142 code for a protein of 713 amino acids.
AUGUAUCUGCUCUCGUGGAGCUCCUCGGCCCGGAAUGACAAGGUCGCAAAGGAGAAAGCAAACUUCAUGCCAGCGCAGGAACAGCAGUCGUCGAUGACUCAGAUACCGCCGUUGAAUAAGAUGAAGCGCAAGCGUUCGGAUGGUAGUCCAGCGUCGCCACUUCUGGAAUAUCCUUCACCAAAGAGAAGAACGGAGACCAUGAGCCAUGUUGAAAUACCGGCUACCGAGACACAAAAAGCUAUCCUACCUCGUCGAGAAGAUCAAGCUGAUACGGAAUCGGAUCCAGACCAGACGAACCAGGGCCACAUAUUGACCGAGAUGGAAUGGAAGCGUAUUAAUGGGAGCACCCAUCUCCAAAAUCGCCUGCCUGAAAUGCUCACCCAAAGGAACUUCGACCAUCACGACAGUGACACAAGUCGGCUUCCCAAAACGAUGACCGCUCCUGCGGCUCUUCGCGAGGCUAUCGAAGCACAGUUCAGUCUGGAAAUUCUUCUCAAACAUAGGGAAUUGCGCCUGAUUGAGCAGGAGUUCGCAAAGUGUCAGAUCGCGCUGGAGCAACUCCGUCGAUGUCAGAUCUUCCCAUAUCCAGCCUCGUCGUCCACGUUUGAAGGCAUGCAAGCAGCGAACACGGGCUCUGGCGCCGCAUAUGACAACCGGGCACCGUAUGCACCACCAUGGGGUGUUGCCAACGGACCUUAUACACGCCACUAUGAGCGUUGGUUAAUUCCUGACUCCGCUUUCGACGAUUCCGUCGCCGAUCACAAGCAAACGCCAACGUGUGGUGGAGAGUUUGUGCCAGAGCGAGCUACGAGGGGAUCGAAGGCGGAAAAAGGUAUCGUUGCUGGCAAGUCGCGUUCUCAACGUGGAUCCAACGGCGCACGACUCAAAGCUCUUCCGCACGGUUAUCCAGAGCCCAAAGAAGAGAAGGGCCCGAUGAUCGUCAAGCGCUCGUCCGAUGGGAAAAUGGUAAAGCUGGUCUGCUUAGAUUGUCGUCGCAGCAAUUUCAAUAGCGCUCAAGGCUUCAUCAAUCAUUGUCGCAUAGCACACUCACGCCAGUUCUUGAGUCACGAUGCUGCUAUUGAGGCGAGCGGUGAAGAGGUUGACAUGGACAUGGAAGGAGGUUUGGGAGAGUCAAGUGGCUCACAGGCUUCCGCUAGCGCGGGGCUAGUCCACCCACUGAUCAGAUCUGCCCUAGCUCGUACCACACCUGCCGAUUCUACAACAUCUUCCUCACGGCGCAAGAAGCCCCAGUCAGCUGCUACGCCAAAAGAUCAACUACCAAUGGCUUUCAGCAGCGCUCAAGCCAUGUCUACGCCUCGUCCGACGGGUUUCGGGAUGCCAAAACAGCCCGGGACUGAUCCUGUUCCAUUCAACCCUUCGCCCCAGACUCCUCAUCUAUCUGCUCUGUUCGCAAGAGUGGGUCGAGGUGGUAACUUGAACGACAUGGUCGCGCAAGCCAAGACGAGUCCUGAAAUUGACCUUUCGCUGUCAAGCGACGAGGAAGACGAGCGGGAGGAAGUGAGUCCCACAGAAAAGCCCGGUGGCCCCCAAAGCCGUAGCACUCGCGGUGUUGUGCAAGGCCGAUACCCACCUGCCCGCGCGACCAAAUCUCCUACACCCUUGGAGCGAUCACCCACCCAUCUAGGUGUCUCUAAUAGUUUGUUUAAGGCGGAUCUCCUACCCACCAUGAACGAGCACUACAGCUACCAAUCACCAUACCAUGGCCGUGACCAGCAACAAGACCACGGUAUGCCUAUUCACGGCAACGCAUCCCCCCUAAACCUUAGUCCGAACACGAUCGAGUCGCACACCGCGCCCAGCCUGGUUUCAGAUGACGGUGAUUAUGAAAACACGCAUUCCGAAUCCGAAACUCCAAGCUCAGGAGAAGCCGAUGACGACGAAGACCAUUAUAUACACGCCGAAGUGAUAGAUCACGAUGAAAUGGAUAUGGGAGAAGGCAGCUCUCACGACCAUCAUUUAAGUUUAGGAGGAAAACCACGCGGUCCCGCUGCCGGCAGACGCUCUUCGGCAUUGAGACAUCCGAGUGCAAUACGAGAUGAGGCAGGAGAGGAUAGGCAUGUCAGUUUUGCAAGCCCCGUGAGACGGCUGAGGAAAGGUUCCAGGGCGAAGGAUGAUGUGUGA